Molecule: messenger RNA, 1751 nt
Organism: Lecanosticta acicola
Lineage: Eukaryota; Fungi; Ascomycota; Dothideomycetes; Mycosphaerellales; Mycosphaerellaceae
Source: the annotation of a GenBank genome assembly
AUGCGUGCAUCUGGCAGAGGUGAUGCGUCGAUCCAGCAGUUCUUCCCACCCACACCGCGCACUUCCCCCUCGAAACGGACUUCAGCACUGCUCCGCUCAGACGCACCCGUCGGCGAUGGUUUCACGGCCGAGGAGGUUCGAGAGGCUUUGAGGCCGAAAGCCAUGGAGAAUUGGCAUCCUGACCACGAAUACGAUGAUCUCUCCGUCAAUGCUCUGCUGCCUGGCCCCAAAGCAGUCACUUUUAUGGGCCGCGUCGCCAACAUCUUCGAUGUCGCAAAUUCGUCAAGGACUCCUCGUUCGGCCAGAGGCUGCGUCAAGCUCUGCGUUAAGGACUCAACCGGAGCCAUCACAGUCCGCUUGUGGUAUGCUGCCCGUCUCCCACCGCUUCGGCUGGGCUCCCUCGUCUCCAUUUGGACCAACCACAGUAAGUACCAUGCCCUCUCGGCAGUUUCGACAAAGACUGUGGCAACCGGCAGUCGGACAGCGAAACCGCAACGAUGUCGUUUCCGGGAAUCCUCACCCAGAGAGUCACUGUACUAAUGCCUCCCAGUCAGCAACGGCGAAAACGGAACACUCUCUAGUGCAAGCGCACCAUUGUUCGCCUCACUCUUUCCAGAGCGUGAUCGCAAUUGUCACAUUAUGGUCCAUGAAAAUAGCGAUAACGGCAUGUUCAAGACACCGCUGGGCUUUCGUGAGGGUAUUCCACUGAAUGGCUUAAUGACGCUGCAGAAUUUCAUUGGCGGUGGCUACGAUGUGUCUGAAGCUAAGAUUUUGGUUGUGGUCAAGAGCAUCGGCGCGAAGAAGAAAGGUAUAUAUUCCAUUCCGACGGUCAUUGCUGCUGCCGUGCCCCUAUUUUGGCCGCUGUUGCCUUGUAAAAAGCCUUCAGGUUGCUAAUUCCUCGACCAGUGACUCGCAAGGAUGAGAGCGUCACGGAGAAUGUCAAUCUGCAGGUUCACGAUGAUACUGCAGAAGCCACGCUUGGCCUUUGGGGUACAUUGGCCUCGUCUCCUUUCUCCACGGAACACAGUGCGGACAAGAGCUCAGAGGACGGCCCAGUGGCACGGCAGGGAUGGAGACCCGGCGAGACAGUGUUGCUGCUCCAAGGUCCCGGCUGGAAGUUCGGUCGUACAACAUACCUCAGCUUCACAUCCUGUACGAUUGUCGACGUCGACCCUCACAUACCGGACGCAGAAUUGCUCCGUCGAUGGGCGCUUCGCAUCAAGAGCCGUGAAGCGAUCAACCCUCCAUUCCCCGAGAACGUUUUCGAUAAGAACGGGCCGGCGGUCGUCAAGUGCCUCUUCACGAUAUCUGAACUGGAUGAAUUCGCACGUGCCGCUGAGGAGACCUAUCAGGGCUUUCUAAGCCUCAUUAUCAUGGAGAUCAACUUGCCGGAACUGCAUCGACGAAAUAUGCUCCUUGCCGGCGAGUGUUGCGACAUCCCGAUCUACGCAAACGCUCUUGUUGCGCCUUGUAAGGGCUGCGAGAGGGAAGUGCAUCUGCGGCUGAACCCACGAAUUCUUGGGCAGGUAAUCGAUGAGACGGGUGCCAUCGCCGGAGGGAAAAUGCUUCUCUGUGAUGAGGCUUGGCACGAUCUUCUCGGGAGAUCCCCGGAGGCUCUGCUCGACAGUCCUGCGGACUUGAAGUAUCUAACAGAGCGACUGCUGUUUUCCCGUGUUACUGUGAUGUUCGGCUGGACUGGGGACGCGUCCAAGGCAGGAGCAAGGGUAUGUGUUCUCAGGGUGCAGGCCUAG